AUGCCAAUUAAAACUGAUUUGGAUGAACAAUCUGUUUCUCCAUCUGUAAAACCAAUUGAUUUAACAACGACUAGUGACCAUAUAGUAGAAGGAGGAAAAAUGAGUGCAACGACACAAUCAAUUACACCAGUGCAACAACCCGACGUACUUCAGACGAUAACCGGUGAACCUGUAGCUGUGAUGAAAACAGAUAAAGAGACAUUGGAAUUGACGACGUCAGAUAGUAUUGCUCAUACCACCAUUUCCUUAAGCAAAGUAACCAUGUCGCAAGAGUUAGUCAAUGCUUCUACUACACUGCAACUCACUGAUAUUGUAUCAGAAGGACAAGUUGUUGAAAUUGGUUCUGGAAUUGACGGAAAGGUAACAUCAGAUAAAGUAUCAGGUUUUAUAAGCACAUUUAAACCAACACCAAUUCCAAGUAAAGAGCACAAACCAACACCAGAAACAGAUGUUAUUGAUGGAUUUACACAAAAGCAUUUAACAGAUGGCAAAUCAAUUAAAGACGACAAAACACAGGCUCCAGAAAACAUUGAUAUAAUGGAUAAAGAACUCUCCACAAUAAUACCAGAGACAACAGUAGAAGUACAUCAGACAACUAGAAAAAUGGCAGAAAAAUCAACACCGAUUGUUGAAGUUAUUCAAGCUAAGCAUACAACACCAAUGCCAAUUAAAACUGAUCUGGAUGAACAAUCUGUUUCUCCAUCUGUAAAACCAAUUGAUUUAACAACGACUAGUGACCCUAUAGUAGAAGGAGGAAAAAUGAGUGCAACGACACAAUCAAUUACACCAAUGCAACAACCCGACGUAGUUCAGACGACAACCGGUGAACGUGUAGCUGUGAUGCAUACCACCAUUUCUUUAAGCAAAGUAACCAUGUCUCAAGAGUUAGUCAAUGCUUCUACUGCACCGCAACUCACUGAUGUUGUAUCAGAAGGUCAAGUUGUUGGAAUUGGUUCUGGAAUUGAAGGAAAGGUAACAUCAGAUAAAGUAUCAGGUUUUAUAAGCACAUUUAAACCAACACCAAUUCCAAGUAAAGAGCACAAACCCACACCAGAAGCAGAUGUUAUUGAUGGAUUUACACAGAAGCAUUUAACAGAUGGCAAAUCAAUCAAAGACGACAAAACACAGCCUCCGGAAAACAUUGAUAUAAUGGAUAAAGAACUCACCACAAUAAAACCAGAUACAACAGUAGAAGUACAUCUUUUGAAAACAGAGGCUGAAAAAUCGACACCAAUUGUUGAAGUUAUUGAAGCUAAGCUAACAACACCGAUGCCAAUUAAAACUGAUGUGGACGCACAAUCUGUAAAACCAAUUGAUUUAGCAACAACUAGUGACUCUAUAGUAGAAGAAAAAAUGAGUGCAACGACACAGUCAGUUACACCAAUGCAACAUCCCAAUGUAGUUCAGACGACAACCGGUGAAUAUGUAGCUGUGAUGAAAACAGAAAAGGAGACAUUAGAAUCUACAUCGUCAGAUAGUAUUGCUCAUACCACCAUUUCUCUAAGUAAAGUAACCAUGUCUGAAGAGUUAGUUGAUGAAUUGGGCUCCGGUGUUGACAAAACUAUUAUAUCACCUACAAAUGAAACAAAAUUUAAAUCUGACAAACCUAUUCAAGUAACUGAUGUUUUUCCAACCACUGCAAGAUCUGUUGAAGUAGCAUCAACUACUGCUAAGGCCAUCACUGUACAACAAAACACUGAUGCUUUAGAAAAAUUAUUAACAUCUUUAAAACCAGAAUCUUCAGCUUUUGUCGAUGUUUCCACUACGCCGAAAGUCACUGAUAUUGUAUCAGAAAAACAAGAUAUUGUAUUUGGUUCUGGAGUUGAAGGAAAGGUAACAUCAGAAAAAGUACCAGGUUUUAUGAGCACAUUUAAACCAACACCAAUUCCAAGCAAAGUGUACAAACACACACCAGAAGUAGAUGUUAUUGAUGGAUUUACACAGAAGCAUCUAACAGAUGUCAAAUCAAUUAAAGACGACAAAACACAGGCUCCGAAAAACAUUGAUAAAAUGGAUAAAGAACUCACCACAAUAAAACCAGAUACAACAGUAGAAGUACAUAUUACAUGGAAAACAGAGGCUGAAAAAUCGACACCAAUUGUUGAAGUUAUUGAAGCUAAGACAACAACACCGAUGCCAAUUAAAACUGAUGUGGACGAACAAUCUGUAAAACCAAUUGAUUUAGCAACAACUAGUGACCCUAUAGUAGAAGGAGAAAAAAUUAGUGCAACGACACAGUCAGUUACACCAAUGCAACAACCCAACAUAGUUCAGAUGACAACCGGUGAAUCUGUAGCUGUGGUGAAAACAGAUAAGGAGACAUCAGAAUCAAUAUUGUCAGAUAGUAUUGCUCAUACCACCAUUUCUCCAAGGAAAGUAACCGUGUCUCAAGAGUUAGUUUAUGAAUUGGGCUCUGGUGUCGACAAAACUAUUAUAUCACCUGCAAAUGAAACAAAAUUUAAAUCUGACAAGCCUAUGCAAGUAAUUGAUGUUUUUACAACCACUGCAAGACCUGUUGAAGUAGCAUCAACUACUGCUAAGGCCAUCACAGUACAACAAAACACUGAUGCUAUAGAAAAAUUUUUAACAUCUUUAAAACCAGAAUCUUCAGCUUUUGUCGAUGUUUCCACUACACCGAAAGUCACUGAUAUUGUAUCAGAAGAACAAGAUAUUGUAUUUGCAUCAGAAAAAGUACCAGGUUUUAUGAGCACAUUUAAACCAACACCAAUUCCAAGCAAAGUGUUCAAACCCACACCAGAAGUAGAUGUUAUUGAUGGAUUUACACAGAAGCAUCUAACAGAUAUCAAAUCAAUUAAAGACGACAAAACACAGGCUCCGAAAAACAUUGAUAAAAUGGAUAAAGAACUCACCACAAUAAAACCAGAUACAACAGUAGAAGUACAUAUUACAUCGAAAACAGAGGCAGAAGUACAUCUUUUGAAAACAGAGGCUGAAAAAUCGACACCAAUUGUUGAAGUUAUUGAAGCUAAGCCAACAACACCGAUGCCAAUUAAAACUGAUGUGGACGAACAAUCUGUAAAACCAAUUGAUUUAGCAACAGCUAGUGACCCUAUAGUAGAAGGAGAAAAAAUGAGUGUAACAACACAGUCAGUUACACCAAUGCAACAACCUGACGUAGUUCAGACGACAACCGUAACCGUGUCUCAAGAGUUAGUUGAUGAAUUGGGCUCCGGUGUCGACAAAACUAUUAUAUCACCUACAAAUGAAACAAAAUUUAAAUCUGACAAGCCUAUGCAAGUAAUUGAUGUUUUUACAAUCACUGCAAGACCUGUUGAAGUAGCAUCAACUACUGCUAAGGCCAUCACAGUACAACAAAACACUGAUGCUGUAGAAAAAUUAUUAACAUCUUUAAAACCAGAAUCUUCAGCUUUUGUCGAUGUUUCCACUACACCGAAAGUCACUGAUAUUGUAUCAGAAGAACAAGAUAUUGUAUUUGGUUCUGGAGUUGAGGGAAAGGUAGCAUCAGAAAAAGUACCAGGUUUUAUGAGCACAUUUAAACCAACAUCAAUUCCAAGCAAAGUGUUCAAACCCACACCAGAAGUAGAUGUUAUUGAUGGAUUUACACAGAAGCAUCUAACAGAUGUCAAAUCAAUUAAAGACGACAAAACACAGGCUCCGAAAAACAUUGAUAAAAUGGAUAAAGAACUCACCACAAUAAAACCAGAUACAACAGUAGAAGUACAUAUUACAUCGAAAACAGAGGCUGAAAAAUCGACACCAAUUGUUGAAGUUAUUGAAGCUAAGCCAACAACACCGAUGCCAAUUAAAACUGAUGUGGGCGAACAAUCUGUAAAACCAAUUGAUUUAGCAACAACUAAUGACCCUAUAGUAGAAGGAGAAAAAAUGAGUGCAACGACACAGUCAGUUACACCAAUGCAACAACCUGACGUAGUUCAGACGACAAUCGGUGAAUCUGUAGCUGUGAUGAAAACAGAUAAAGAGACAUUAGAAUCGACAUCGUCAGAUAGUAUUGCUCAUACCACCAUUUCUCUAAGGAAAGUAACCGUGUCUCAAGAGUUAGUUGAUGAAUUGGGCUCCGGUGUCGACAAAACCAUUAUAUCACCUACAAAUGAAACAAAAUUUAAAUCUGACAAGCCUAUGCAAGUAAUUGAUGUUUUUACAACCACUGCAAGACCUGUUGAAGUAGCAUCAACUACUGCUAAGGCCAUCACUGUACAACAAAACACUGAUGCUUUAGAAAAAUUAUUAACAUCUUUAAAACCAGAAUCUUCAGCUUUUGUCGAUGUUUCCACUACACAGAAAGUAACUGAUAUUGUAUCAGAAGAACAAGAUAUUGUAUUUGGUUCUGGAGUUGAAGCAAAGCUAACAUCAGAAAAAGUACCAGGUUUUAUGAGCACAUUUAAACCAACACCAAUUCCAAGCAAAGUGUACAAACCCACACCAGAAGUAGAUGUUAUUGAUGGAUUUACACAGAAGCAUCUAACAGAUGUCAAAUCAAUUAAAGACGACAAAACACAGGCUCUGCAAAACAUUGAUAAAAUGGAUAAAGAACUCACCACAAUAAAACCAGAUACAACAGUAGAAGUACAUGUUACAUCGAAAACAGAGGCUGAAAAAUCGACACCAAUUGUUGAAGUUAUUGAAGCUAAGCCAACAACACUGAUGCCAAUUAAAACUGAUGUGGACGAACACUCU
Molecule: messenger RNA, 4677 nt
Organism: Anneissia japonica
Lineage: Eukaryota; Metazoa; Echinodermata; Crinoidea; Comatulida; Comatulidae
Exons: 3
Source: RefSeq, a predicted model, not a curated record